Messenger RNA from Coccidioides posadasii C735 delta SOWgp, 471 nucleotides. RefSeq lists its product as uncharacterized. The record is from RefSeq and is a predicted model, not a curated record. NCBI's taxonomy places the organism in Eukaryota, Fungi, Ascomycota, Eurotiomycetes, Onygenales, Onygenaceae. Gene Ontology annotation, molecular function: carbon-sulfur lyase activity.
AUGACAAGCCCCAUCGCCUUCAAAGGCGGCUGUGCCUGCUCCAAAGUUCGCUACACCAGCACCGUCUUCCCCGAAUGGAUAGGCCACUGCCUCUGCACAACCUGCCGCAAAUGCGCCGGUGCUCCCUAUCAAACCUUCGCUGGUUUCCCCCGCAGCGCCAUAACUUGGACUACCGAACCACCCAAAUACUUCCGGGCAAGCGACUUUGCCAAACGCGGGUUCUGUGACCAGUGCGGUUCGAGUCUGACCUUCGAGGUUGACUCUACCCCGGACAAAAUCUCGCUUUCACCAGGCAGUUUUGACGAUUGGGACGUGCAAGGCGGGAAAGACGCCUUUGUGAAGCCGGAGGGUUAUAUCUUUGCGGCAGAGAAGGCCGUGUGGUAUGAGUUACCGAAUGAUGGGUUGCCGAGACAUGAAAAGCUACCCCCUGCGGAGCCUGAGAAAGAUAAGGAGGCUGCAGAAAGCAAAUGA